Messenger RNA from Strongyloides ratti, 4578 nucleotides. Its product is annotated as Transient receptor potential cation channel subfamily M member 1. Gene Ontology annotation, cellular component: membrane. The record is from RefSeq and is a predicted model, not a curated record. Gene Ontology annotation, biological process: monoatomic cation transmembrane transport. The transcript is spliced from 7 exons. Gene Ontology annotation, molecular function: monoatomic cation channel activity. The coding region runs from base 1 to 4578 and encodes 1525 amino acids. Lineage: Eukaryota; Metazoa; Nematoda; Chromadorea; Rhabditida; Strongyloididae.
AUGAGUGAGGAUACCAUUCAUCAUAUUACUACAUUAAAUACUAGUGAAAAUGAAUCUCAUAACAAUUUAUUUUCUUCUACUUUCGGUGUUUGUAGUAAUGGACCUGACGAUACAGUCAAUAGUUAUCAUAGAAAUAAUAAAAAUAAAAAAAAAUACCAAUUUAUAGAGAAAGAUUCAAUGAUUAAUGAAUUAGAUGAAAAAAUUCAAAAUUGUUGGAUAGAAAAAACAUUUAAAAUACGAGAAUGUAUUAAAUUUAUUCCAUCUUCUAAUGAAAAAGAUAAAUGUUGUUGUGGAAAUUAUAGUUCUUUUCAUUCACAUAAAGCUUUAUCAAGAUUUACAACAGCUGUUAUAAAUAAAAAAUAUCCUAAAUCAGUUAAUAAUAAAAAAUGGAAUAUUUUAGAACAUACAGAAUGUAAAAGUACUGAUUCAUAUGGUACAAUAGAAUUUCAAGGUGGAAAUCAUGCACAUAAAGCUUAUUAUUGUAGGGUUGGUUUUGAUUCUAAUCCAAAAGAUAUUCUUUAUUUGAUGGAAAAUAUAUGGAAGUUAGAGACACCUAAUUUAGUAAUAACUAUACAUGGUGGAAUGACAAAUUUUGAAGUUCAACAAAAAUUAGGAAAAGUUUUUAGGGAGGGACUUCUUAAGGCUGCACAAACAACAGGUGCAUGGAUUAUAACUUCUGGAAUUGAUUCAGGAGUAGUAAGACAUGUUGCAAGAGCUUUAGAUGAUGCUGGAAUUUCAGCAAGAAUGAGAAGUAAAAUAAUUUUAUUAGGUAUUGCACCAUAUGGUUUAUUAUCAAAUAGAGAAAAAUUUAUUGGAAAAAAUAUUGUUAUACCAUUAGAUCAUCAACCAUAUAGUGUAAGAAAUAAUUAUACAAUGUUAAAUGAUAGACAUUCAUACUUUUUACUUGUUGAUAAUGGUACUGUUGGAAGGUAUGGAGCAGAUAUGGUUUUAAGAAAACGUUUUGAAAAUUAUCUUUCAUUACCAAAUAAUCUUUUUUAUCCAGCAAAAAGGAUACCUAUUAUAUGUGUAAUACUAGAAGGUGGUAUUUGUACUCUUGAAUCAGCUCUUCAAUAUGUUACAAGUAAACCACCAUGUCCUGUUAUUGUUUGUGAUGGAAGUGGACGAAUUUCAGAUUUAUUAUCUUUUGCACAAAAAAAUCUUUUACAAAAUGGAUUACUUUCACCACCAGUAAGAAAUGAUUUAGAAAUUUUGAUAAAAAAAAUUUUUAAUGCAGAUUCAAAUACAGCUCAUCAAAUUCUUAAUACUAUUAUGAAAUGUGUUAAUCAAAAGGAUUUGGGAGUAAAAGAUGUCGAUUAUACUAUAUUAACAGCAAUUUUACGUGGUCAAAAUUUAUCUCCAAUAGAUCAAUUAUAUUUAACAUUAUCAUGGAAUCGUGUAGAUAUAGCAAGAAGUCAUAUUUUUGCUAAAAAUAAAGAAUUUAAUUCUAAUGUUUUAUAUUCAACAUUAAUGGAUGCUCUUCUCCUUGAAAGAGUAGAUUUUGUUAAACUUCUUUUUGAAAAUGGAGUUAAUUUAAGUAAAUUUUUAACAGUUUCAAGAUUAGAAACAUUAUAUAAUUUUGAUAAACAAGAAAUACUUUCAUUGUUACAAUUUUUAAUAGGAACUCAAGCAGAAUCAAAAAGAUAUAAAAAUUUAACACUUUUUGAUAUAGGUAUAAUAAUUGAAAAAUUAAUGGGAAAUGCUUAUAGAAGUAAUUAUACAACAAGACGUUAUAAAUCAAAAAAUGGUAUUUCAAAUAAAAAUAAAAAUAAUUUAUUUUCAUCAAGUAAUAGUAAAGUGGGAUCAUUAAUAUUAAGUAGUGGUAAUUGUUCCACAAAUUCAAUUUAUUUUAAUGGAAAAAAUGAAACAUUAAAAGAAACAGAUUUUGGUGGUAGAAAUAAUUAUAUACAACAUGAAUCUACUGAAUCAAAAGAAGAAGUAGAUUUUUCAUUUCCUUUAAAUGAAUUAAUGAUAUGGGUUAUUUUGACAAAACGUCAUGAAUUAGCUAAAUUUUUAUGGCAAUAUGGUGAAGAAGCAAUGGCUAGAAGUUUAAUAGCUAUAAGAUUAUAUAAAGGUAUGGCUAAAGUUGCUUCUGAUGAUUAUACAGCACUUGAAGUUAGUACAAUAUUACGUGAACAUGCUAAUGAUUUUAAAAAAUUGUCAUUAGAAUUAUUAGAACAUUGUUAUCAACAAGAUGAUAGACAAACUAAAAAAAUGUUAACAACCCAAUUACCUAAUUGGGGUCAUCAUACAUGUUUAUCAUUAGCAUUUUUAGCAAAUAAUAAAGAGUUUUUAGCUCAUCCAUGUUGUCAAAUUCUUUUAGCUGAAUUAUGGUAUGGUGGACUUCGUUUUCGUAGUCAAUCAAAUAUAAAAGUUAUUGCAGCAGUUUUAUUUCCACCAACUAUUUUAUUACUUGAUUUUAAAAGUUCUGCAUACAAUUUACCUAAUAAUAUAUCAAUAAAAAAAAAAGAUUCACAAAUAAAUGAAAAUAAUCAUAUAAUAAAUAAUUAUAAGAAUAUUGAUAAAAAUAUAAGAACAACAUUUUCUGAAGAUAAUGAAAUAGAAGAUGAAAAUUAUUUUAGUUUUCCUAGUAGAGAACAUUUAAAUCAAAAAAGAAGAAGUGUUGUUUCAUUAACAUAUAAUUCUCUUUUUCCAGAAGGACAAUGUGGAUGGAGAAGACUUUUGGGAAAAAAAGAAGAUUCUAAUGAAAAAGAUAACAAAGAAAUUGAUCAAAUAAAUUCUUCAAAUAUUAAUCAACAAACAGAUUAUAUUUAUGUUGAUUCUUCAAAUUUAGAAAAAAAAAUAGAUGACAAUCAAAAAUUAUCACUUGGAGAUAAAUUUCAACAUUGGAUUAUAUUAUUAUUUUAUAAAUUUCUUUUAUUUUAUAGAGCACCUAUAACAUCUUUUUGGAUAUGGGCAAUAUCAUUUGGUGUUUUUUUAACAACAUUUACAUUUGUUUUAUUAAUUGAAUUUCCAAUAGAACCAACUAUAUAUGAAUGGUAUAUAUUUGUAUAUGUUAUUUCAAUAACACUAGAACAUAUAAGAAAAUUAUUAACAUUAGAAGGUUCAUCUAUUAUUGAAAAAAUACGAGUUUUUUAUAAUACAACAUAUUGGCAUAUUUUAACAUCAACUGCUAUUAUGACAUAUUUUAUAGGUUUUUCAUUUAGAUUAAAUAAAGAAACAAUACAUACUCAUGGAAGAAUUAUACUAUCUGUUAAUUCUGUUUUUUGGCAUAUGAAAUUAUUUGAUUUUCUUUCAGUACACCCUAAAAUAGGUCCAUAUAUUACAAUGGCAGGUAAAAUGGUACUUAAUAUGAGUUAUAUAAUUGUAAUGCUUCUUGUAACAUUAAUGGCAUUUGGUUUAUCAAGACAAGCUAUUACAUAUCCACAUGAAAAAUUUAAUUGGUUACUUGUUAGAAAUAUUUUUUAUAAACCAUAUUUUAUGUUAUAUGGUGAAGUUUAUGCAGGUGAAAUAGAUACAUGUGGUGAUGAGGGAACAAAUUGUGUACCAGGAGGUUGGAUACCACCAAUAAUUAUGACAAUAUUUUUAUUAGUAGCAAAUAUUCUUCUUAUAAAUAUGUUAAUAGCAAUAUUUAAUAAUAUUUUUACAAUAACAAAUGCUAUGUCUCAACAAGUAUGGAUGUUUCAAAGAUAUUCUCAAGUUUUAGAAUAUCAAGAUACACCAAUAAUCCCGCCACCUUUUACUCCAUUAAUACAUUUAUAUCUUAUUAUAAAUACACUAAUAAAAUGGUCGGUUAGAAAAAAGAAAAAUAUAACAACAUCAACAGAUUAUAAAAAAGUUAAGAAUAUGAUGCCUUUUGCAAUAAAAAUACAUAUGACUAAAGAUGAAUUAAGAAGAAUACAUGAUUUUGAAGAAGAUUGUAUGGAUGAUUUAUGUAGAAAAAAAAAUAGUUUAGUUAAAAAAAAUUGUGAAACUGAUAAUGAUACAUAUAAUGAAAAUAUUGAAAUUAUGACAGGAAAAAUUGUUGAAUUAAUAAAUGAUAAUCAAAAUUUAAAAAAUAAUUUAAAUAAAAUUCAAGAAGAUUUAAAAAAUAUUGAAGAAAAUCAACAAUUUAUAAUUCAAAUGGUUAUACAAAAUCGUGAAAAAAGAAAAAAUAGUGAAAUACAAAAUGAUAAAGAAAUAGAUUGUAAAUCAACAUUAGAUGAUAUAGAAGAUCCCGAUUCAGAAAAUGAUGAACCAUUUAUGAGAAGUCGAUUACCUACAUAUGUUGGUGAUAAAAUACCCUUAAAACAUUAUGUACUUCCUCAAUAUACUUCUAUAACCGAUGGAUUAAGUAAUAAAUUGCGCCUUCGGGAAUGGCAUAAACUGUCACUAAGUCGCUAUAGUCAAAUUGAUGAUCAAUUAGGAAAUGAAGCUAAUUUUGAUAUAAAUGUGAAUGAGAUAAAAUCAUCAAAUUUUUUAAGCGAUAUGCAAGAUAUGAUGAAGAUUAACAAUGAUGAAGAUAACCUAUAUUUCAAUCCUCUUUGCCCUAAGGUAUCUUGUCAUCAUUCAAAUCCUAAAAAUGAUAACAUUUUGACUACUGUACCUUUGCAAUCAUCAACAAAAAAACAAUUUGAUUAA